UGAAACUUUUUAGUGGUCGGGACGUCGCCCCUCCCGGCCAGGUGGGACCCGACUGCUCCCCCGGCCGCGCCACCGCCGCAGGGAAGUCUGGAAAGGCUGGCGUCCCAGGACCCAGCGGUCAGGAAAGCCCUGUGGGAAAUGAGUGGUGGGCCUGAGGCCUGGACUCCUGCAGCGUGGCAGGUGGCUGGGGCUGCCUGGGCCAUCACCAGAGCCAGCUCCCACUGAGGACCUCUCCAGCAGGCCCAUCCCCUGGCAGGUGGGGGGACAGGCACGAUGACCCACUCCCCAUUCCUGGAGCUGCGGCAGUCCAAGGCGGUGUCCAUCCGUGAGCAGCUGGGCCUCGGGGACCGGCCCAAUGACUCCUACUGCUACAACUCGGCCCAAAACAGCACCGUGCUUCAGGGGGUCACCUUUGGUGGUAUCCCCACUGUCCUGCUCAUAGACGUCAGCUGCUUCCUGGUUUUAAUCUUGGUGUUUUCCAUCAUAAGAAGAAGAUUCUGGGAUUAUGGCCGCAUUGCCUUGGUAUCAGAAGUAGACAGUGAGUCCAGAUUCCAGAGACUGUCAUCGACUUCCUCCUCAGGGCAACAAGACUUUGAAAACGAGCUGGGAUGCUGCCCCUGGCUGACUGCGAUCUUCCGUCUGCACGAUGACCAGAUCCUGGAGUGGUGUGGGGAGGACGCUAUCCACUACCUGUCCUUCCAGAGGCACAUCAUCUUCCUGCUGGUGGUGGUCAGCUUCUUGUCUCUGUGCAUCAUCCUGCCCGUCAACCUCUCGGGAGACUUGCUGGACAAAGACCCUUACAGUUUUGGGAGGACGACGAUAGCAAACCUGCAGACCGACAAUGGCCUCCUCUGGCUGCACACCAUCUUUGCUGUGAUCUAUCUCCUCCUCACCGUGGGCUUCAUGCGGCACCACACCCAGUCCAUCAAGUACAGAGAGGAGAGUCUGGAGAGACGGACCCUGUUCAUUACAGGACUCCCCAGAGGUGUCAAGAAUGAGACCUUGGAGAGCCAUUUCCGGGAUGCGUAUCCCACGUGCAAGGUGGCGGAUGUCCGGCUGUGCUGCGACGUGGCCAAGCUGAUCUACCUGUGCGAGGAGAGAAAGAAGACUGAGCGGAGCCUGACCUAUUACACAAACCUGCAGGUGAAGACGGGCCAGCCGACCCUCAUCAACCCCAAGCCCUGCGGCCAGUUCUGCUGCUGCGAAGUGCAGGGCUGUGAGCGGGAAAACGCCAUUUCUUACUACACGCGCAUGAAGGACAGGCUGCUGGAGAGGAUCACAGAGGAGGGACGCCGGGUCCAGUACCAGCCCUUGGGAAUGGCCUUUGUCACCUUCCAGGAGAAGUCCAUGGCCACCUACAUCCUGAAAGACUUCAACGCCUGCAAGUGUCAGGGCCUUCGGUGCAAAGGUGAGCCCCAGCCCUCCUCCCACAGCAAAGAGCUCUGCACCUCCAAGUGGACGGUCACCUUCGCCACCUACCCUGAGGACAUCUGCUGGAAGAACCUGUCUAUCCAGGGCCUCCGCUGGUGGCUCCAGUGGCUGGGCAUCAACUUCAGUCUCUUCGUGGUGCUGUUUUUCCUGACCACACCCUCCAUCAUCCUGUCCACCAUGGACAAGUUCAAUGUCACCAAACCCAUCCAUGCGCUGAACGACCCGAUCGUCAGCCAAUUCUUCCCCACCCUGCUGCUCUGGUCCUUCUCGGCCCUGCUGCCAUCCAUCGUCUACUACUCCACGCUGCUGGAGUCUCACUGGACCAAGUCAGGAGAAAACCGGAGCAUGGUGACCAAGGUCUACACAUUCUUGAUCUUCAUGGUGCUGAUCCUGCCCUCUCUUGGCCUCACCAGUCUGGACUUUUUCUUCCGGUGGCUCUUUGACAAAACUUUCUCGGAGGCCUCUAUCAGGUUGGAGUGUGUCUUCCUGCCCGACCAGGGCGCGUUCUUCGUGAACUACGUCAUCGCCUCGGCCUUCAUCGGCAAUGGCAUGGAGCUGCUGCGCCUGCCAGGCCUCAUCCUCUACACCUUCCGCAUGAUCAUGGCCAAGACGGCUGCCGACCGCAGGAACGUCAAGCAGAACCAGGCCUUCGAAUACGAGUUUGGAGCCAUGUACGCGUGGAUGCUGUGCGUCUUCACUGUCAUCAUGGCUUACAGCAUCACCUGCCCCAUCAUCGCGCCAUUCGGCCUCAUCUACAUCCUGCUCAAGCACAUGGUGGACCGGCACAACCUCUACUUCGCCUACCUCCCGGCCAAGCUGGAGAAGAGGAUCCACUUCGCCGCCGUGAACCAGGCCUUGGCUGCUCCUAUCCUCUGCCUCUUCUGGCUCUACUUCUUCUCUUUCCUGCGCCUGGGUCUGAAGGCCCCCCCCACCCUGUUCACCUUCCUGGUCGUGCUGCUUACCAUCCUGGUCUGCCUUGCCUACACGUGCUUUGGAUGCUUCAAGCACCUCAGCCCCCUGAACUACAAGACAGAAGAAUCGGCAAGUGACAAAGGAAGCGAGGCAGAGGCCCACGCGCCUCCAUCGUUCACACCCUACGUGCCCCGGAUUCUGAACAGCUUGGCCUCAGAGAGGACAGCCCUGUCCCCGGAGCAGCAGCAGACCUACGGGUCCAUCCACAACAUCAGUGGGACUCUCCCUUGGCAGCACUUGGCCCAGAGCCCUUCAGACAGCGUGGCUGCUGCCUACCAGGAGGCCUGAAGGUGGACGACACAGGUGGAGAAGUGGCUGGACUCCGACCCCAACCAAGUUCAUGACCUCCUUCCAUUUGUUUUAAGCCCCAUUGCUCUGAAAAGAUGGAGCCAGAAAAGCCUGGAGCUGAGGCCCUUGGCUGAGAGGGAAGGGCUGGGCCUUCCAGCUGAGAGUCAUUGGGCGGUGGUCUUCCUUUCCGGUCACAGCAGCAGAGAGGGGGACACAUGCAGCCCCCUACCCUCUCUUGCUUACCUGGGGCUCUGUACAUUUCCAGGUCCCCCCUCCUGCAACAAGCUUCCAGCUCUGCAGCUGGAUGAUGUCCCCUGUGAUUUGUAGCCAAGUUCAUAUGUUGGAAUUUUGCCCCCCAGACUGGCCCUGGAGACCAUAUGGGGUAAUAGGCAGGAAUGGAACAGGGGAAGUCCUCUCUCUGCGUUCCCGGACACCAUCGCCUGACCAAAGAGCCUGCGGCCGGCCCGGCUCUGAGAUGGGGUCUAGGUGGGGGUCCAGCGCCUUCACCCAGCCUGCCCCCAGCAGGCAGCCCCUCCAAGCUGCCCCGGGAGUGGCUGCGGGAGCCGGAGGCCAAGUGGCCGGUGUCGCUGCAGCAGCUCCCGCCAGCUGUGCAUGCGCCCCCGCAUCCCGCCUUGCGUCUGUGUUCUGCAUCGCGUUGCCAGGGACGCCGCGGCUGGGUCAGGGUCACCCCGCAGCGGUGGGAGGGGGAACGAGGGCCACUAAUAAAGUGCCUGUUGGACCAGAUUGGUGAGA
Molecule: messenger RNA, 3444 nt
Organism: Galeopterus variegatus (Sunda flying lemur)
Lineage: Eukaryota; Metazoa; Chordata; Mammalia; Dermoptera; Cynocephalidae
Gene: TMEM63A
Product: transmembrane protein 63A
Exons: 24
Coding region: 274-2691 (805 amino acids)
Cellular component (GO): plasma membrane
Molecular function (GO): calcium-activated cation channel activity; nucleic acid binding
Source: RefSeq, a predicted model, not a curated record